This is a messenger RNA of Patella vulgata (common limpet), 6024 nucleotides long. Its product is annotated as hemicentin-2. The transcript is spliced from 28 exons. The record is from RefSeq and is a predicted model, not a curated record. NCBI's taxonomy places the organism in Eukaryota, Metazoa, Mollusca, Gastropoda, Patellidae. Gene Ontology annotation, molecular function: protein binding. Bases 92 to 4057 code for a protein of 1321 amino acids.
UGGUAUGUGUAUAGCAGUUUUAUAAUGAAAGAGGAUAAGUGAGAUGUAAUCAACAAUAGAACGUGGAUUAUGACGUAAUAAAUACCUUACCAUGAAGAUUAAUUGGUGGAGUUGUCUUCUCCUGUUUAUAUUACCCAUUCAUUCACAAGGUUUAGAAUUUCUGAUAGAGCCACAAGAUGGUGUUACCAUGCUUUCACAACCGUUCUGGUGGCAUUGUCAGGCUAAACCCGAUCCUAAUUCAGUCACAUACAGCUGGAGAGUUGGUGAUGCAGAUGCACCGAUCAGCGACAAUCAAGUUGUGUUUCCCAAUGGAACUCUUGUAAUUAAAGAUGUACAACCAUCCAGUAUCGGGGUGUAUAUGUGUGUUGUGACGACCGGAAUUGAAACCAUCUCAAGCCAAACAUUAAACCUCCGUCUAGCAGUUCUUGAUCCAGGAUUUACCGUAAAUCCUAGCGACACUGCAGUCAUCGUAAAAACGCAAGCCACCCUGGAAUGCUCAAUCAACAGUUACCCAUCACCUAUCAUUACUUGGUUGCUAGGCGACGUCCCAGUUACCAGGGCUACAAUAAACAUGAUAUCAAGAACCCAGAGUGUUUUGACUAUACCAGCUGUUAGUUACAGCGAUGAGGGCAACUACAGUUGCCUAGCAACCAAUACUAUGCUAAAUCAAAAUGUCACAAGUUCUACAGCUCUUUUAACAGUUCAAGGCCGUCCAGAGCUGAUUACACCACCUGACCCACAAGAAUCACCAGUUGGUUUAUCAGCCAUAUUUAACUGUAUAGCAGCAGGGAAACCCCCACCUACUUUAUCUUGGUUCUUUACACCCUUAAAUGGGGCACGUGUAGAAGCUAGGACAAUAUCCGAGUUUCUAUUACACGAAAAUGGCAGUCUGUCAAUUAGUAGCGUUACUGAUAAUCUGGCUGGAUUCUAUACUUGUGAAGCUUCUAAUAGUUUGGGUAUGGAUAUGAAAACGGUCAGACUUACUGUUACAGGUCCACCAGUGGCUCCUGUAUUCAACGUAACCUCACCAGAUCAACAGGCUGUAGAAGGAUCAACUGUUAAAUUCCAGUGUUUAGCUAGUGGUAAUCCACAGCCGACUAUAACCUGGAGUAAGGUGGGUGGGGAUUUACCUGCUGGAAGAGUUACCUACCCUGCACCAGAUGAAUUAAUGAUCUCCAAUAUUCAAGCCAAUGAUAGAGGAAGUUACGUCUGUGAAGCUGUCAAUAUACAGGGUCGUGUGACAAGUUCGUCUAAUUUAGAUAUAUUAGUUGCUCCAGCUUUUAUAGAAAGACCAGUAAGUAUGACGAUACCGGAAGGUUCCACCAUUGCUUUAAAAUGUCGAGCUUCAGGAAACCCUAAACCAGAGGUCAGCUGGAAAACGCCGCUUGCAGAUAAUCUGGUGGUAUCAGUGGAGACAUCAGGAAUGGUAUUAGGUGUUGACGGUACAUUAACUAUUAGUUAUACAGAGAGUCGUCAUCAUGGUAUUUAUACCUGUACUAUCAGUAAUACAGUUGAUUCUAAAACAGUUACAGCUACAGUCAAUGUUCAAGGUCCUCCAACGUUUACAAAUCUACCGGCCAGUUUAUUAGCCGUGGCUGGCGAUGCUGAAAUCACCUUCACAUGUCGCGUUGCUGGAUUUCCACAACCUGUCAUAUCCUGGUACAGAGACGGCGUCUCGCAACAGAUAGCAUCCAAUGGGAAAUACGAGUUGAUCAGUGAAGGCGAUUUAAAGAUAUUAAAUAUAGAAGCAACAGAUGCUGGCUUAUAUUAUUGUUGGGCUGAGAAUGAGUAUGAUAAAGUCUAUACUAUAGCUAAUUUACGUGUUCUGGUUCCACCGAGGUUCACAGUUCGACCUACUGAUCAGCAGGUAAGACUAGGUCAGACAGUUAGGUUAAAUUGUGUUACGGAAGCUGAUCCAGUCCCAAUUCAAAAGUGGUUAAAAGAUGGUGAAACAGUUUUAAUAGAUACUAAUAUGAAAUUAUAUCUGAAUAGUACGAUCGUUAUCAAUGAUAUAAAACAACACCAGAUUGGUCAGUAUGUUUGUCAGUCAACCAACCAAGGUGGAUCAGCCAUAGCUACAGCCAAUAUAUUUACUACUGAUAUACCAGUAUUGAGGGAGCAACCAGUGAAUGUAACAGUUGGACAAGGUCAAGAGGUUGUGAUGAGAUGUAAUAUGACAGCUAAUGAUACUCCUACUAUAACAUGGUAUAAAUCAGAUGAUAGAGCUACGAGAAUAUCAGCUAUAGAUAAAAAUACAGGCUUUAGAAUACAUUCAACAGUUGGUGGAGAUCUUCGUAUAAAGUACAGUCAAUUAACUGAUGAGAUGUGGUAUGUUUGUGUUGGAGUUAAUCAAUUUGGAGAAACAGCAUCAGAUCCAGUAUAUGUAGAUGUACAGGUUCUACCGACUAUUUUGCGCACCAACAGCCCACAGAUCUCAGCAAAUCAAAAUACAACGACACUCUCAUGUGAUGCCACUGGUGAUCCUAACCCUGUGGUGUCAUGGAGAUCACCACGUGGUGUUGCUAUAACCAAGACAACAAAUGGUUACGUCAUGACUACCAAUACUCUUACCAUAACAACCGUUUCCACAGCAACUGAUGGUGGUGAUUGGAAAUGCGUGGCGUGUAAUGACGUAUCAUGUGCUGAAGCCACAGUUCAGCUUCUAGUUGAAGGACCUCCAUACAUAACUGGUGUUUCAACUUUUCGGAACUCGACCUACAUCAGUUUGGAAUGCCUGACUACCGGUAUCCCCAAACCUAAUGUGACGUAUUUAAUUGGUAGUCAAGGUGUCACGGGAACUGUGACUGGUCACGUAACAUCGGGAAACCUCCUUACCGUCAGUGUGCCACAGAUUCAAGAUGUCUACCGAUGCUUGGUCCAGAAUCGAUUUGGUUCUGAUACUAGAGUUAUGAAGAAACCUGGUACGCCAACUAAACCUCUACCUGUACAGUUUGAAUCAAGGUCGAUAACUCUAACAUGGUCUGAUGGUGACGCUACUGGACUUCCGGUUGAUCAAUAUUUAUUAGAGUACCAGAUUGGUGAAAACGUUACAUGGGUAAAUAGUAAUGUGACGUCAACAGAUACACCGGAACAACACAAAGCAAUCGAUUUAAAACCGUUUUCUAGUUAUUUAUUUCGUGUUCGUAUUAGUAAUGUACUGGAUACUGGAGGCUAUAGUGUAGUCUCGGACAGGAUAAGAACUCUAGCUGAUGCUCCAUCCGUUCCACUGAAUGUUCAAGUUGAAACUCUCCAUAGAAAGAUUACAGUAAAGUUUGAACAAGCUGAACAAUUUAAUGGUGAUCCAGCUGAUAUCAGGUAUCAAAUCGACUUAAAGAUCAAACCACCUGGACAAUCUUUCUUUGUCAUCCUCAAGUCGUUUAUAGUCUUGACCAACCAGACUUUAUAUGUAGAGUUCGAUGACCUGAAUAAUGGAGAAUAUAUCGUGGAAAUGAAGAGUAAAAACAUGGCGGUGUCUAAGGAAAGUCAGACGAUUGAAAUUCCAACAAUGAUGAAAGAUCAACCGCCGACAUACGUACCUGUUAUAACAACAUUGGUAUCACUAGGACCAGAUCAAAUAACCAUUACCUGGAAGUUGGCCGACUGUAAACCGUGUUCUCCACCUAUAACUGGUUAUCUUAUAACGAUAGAGAAGGUGGGCGGAUCAAAUCAAACAGAUUAUAAUGUUAAUGAUAAACAGGGUAAUCUAACGAUAGAUGGUCUAGAGGAGUUUACUAACUACUCCCUGACAGUAGCAGCGGUUAAUACUGGUGGAACUGGUCCUAAAUCACAACCAAAAUCAACCAAAACACAAUAUAGUUUAUUUAGUGAGUUAGUUUAUACUGGUAGCCUGUUGACAACAGGACAGACAGUGGCUAUUAUAGGAGGAAUUCUGGGCUUUAUUUUACUGAUAUUGAUACUAAUAGUAAUAUGUGUACAAUGUCGAAAGAUUUAUAAAGACCGUAGUUUAAGAUACAGAAGACAUUCACCAAGGUUACAUAGAUUCUAUCUAGGACAUCCAAAUGGCGAUUCUGGGUAUCCUGAUCAUGUUUUAUAUUAAAAUUCGUCUCAUUCCCAUGGACAGAGACUCGGAGAAAAGUGAAUUGUCGUCGUCAUGGAAACCCACAUUCUUCCGACCAAGCAAAGGCAAAUACAAAAUACAACAAGGUUUAUAUUUUACUGGCUCUAGAAAAACAGGUAACCAUAGAAAUGUGGAAUUUAUCGGAUCCACUUCGAGGCGGUCACUUCCCCCAUUAGAAGAGGAAGAUUUUACACUGUAUAAAGAAAAUCCUGCUUUCCAAGACCCAGUUUUUAACUCUAACGAUUUGAACAAAGAGACGACGACGACGCCACCUUCUCAGAAUCCUCCACCAAAACCAAAACGUCAAAACCGUAUCAAAGGCCAACAACAGCCAUUAUUUACUCCCUUACAGUUACCAGAUACAUCGGUUACUUCCCCAGAUAGAGGCACGCAGAAUCCCGAUCAACUUGUUUACCCGCCUCGUGAUAGAACGAAAGGUCGUAAUAGAUCGAAUUCUGUUCGGCAAUUGAUCCCCGAAUCACCAGUUGAUCAGAAACCGUUAUCCUUAUUUCCCAUUCCCGAAUCUGUCAGUGACACCAAAUCACACUCAUCGUAUCCUUAUUCGUUAUCACAUACAGAUGGAAAGUCUGGAUAUUCGAACUCACACGUGGAUAAUACACUUCCGGAACUAGAAACUUUAUCCAGACUGUUUGCUGAUAUAGAAGCUGAAGAAGAAAAGUUGAACCAAUCAUAUUCUGGAAAUAAAAACGACGAAUUUUAUUAUUAACAUAAAUGGUUUGCUCGUCUUUUAAUUGUUAAUGUUUUGUUUACCUUGUGGUGUGUUUGAACAAUGUUUCACUGGUCAAUACCUUAAAAAAUAUACCGGUAAGGAAACUGGAACAACAUCGACAACAUCCAAAACUUAUGACGUAGAUGGAUCGCUGCGUGCAGUAUGCAUGGAGAAAUGCCUCCUUUGGAACAGAUGAAGAGAUGUGUUUGAAUAUUGUAUUAUAUAUAAUCGCAACAUCGAGACACUUUCUGUUUCUUGGGAUAACCUCCUCAAAUGUAACUACCAUUGGCCGUUAAAGGGUCAAACCCUUAAAGAACAUAUGACAUUUUGAUUUUCGACAGAGAGUGAUGUGAUUAGUAUGGCUAUCAUCAAAAUGAUAGUCGAACUUCUUUUAGACCCGCCCCCCCCCCCCCGACUGACGUUAUUUAGUAUGGAUUCUGUAAAAUCGUUACAGUGGGUCUUUUUAUAAUGGUCGGAAGUGACGUUUCUGUAACAAACUAAGACUCUUGUGUGUGUUAGUAUUUCAAACUUCCAUCCAAAUGAAUAUUUGCUACAAUCGACAGUUUUUAAUUCUUGGGAUAUUUUUAUUGUUUUUAUUGUUGAAUCAAUUAGCAUCAUCACUUCCGGACUGACUUGAAUUAUAUAAUUUAUUAAAGGACGAGUCUAUUCAUAACCACAGUAUUUACAGAUAAAGAUUACUUCGUAUAUUUUGAACCAAUAGAGCGGUGUAUUAGCUCAGUGGUAGAGCAUAGGACCGUCAAAUACAAGGAAAUGUUAGGCCUACGGACGGCCGGUGGCUGUGUGAAGAAUUCUUUUGAUAUAAACUAGUAUUAAUAUCGUGUCAUAUAUUAUAUAAACUAGUUAUUUUGAUACUGAUUAGUAUUAAUAUCGUCGUCAUAUAAACUAGUUAUUUUGAUAUAAACUAGUAUUAAUAUCGACGUCAUAUAAACUAGUUAUUAGUAUUAAUAUCGUCGUUUAGUAUUAAUAUCGUCGUCAUAUAUUAUAUAUAUAUUAGUUAUUUUGAUACUAAUUAGUAUUAAUAUCGUCGUUUAGUAUUAAUAUCGUCGUCAUAUAAACUAGUUAUUAGUAUUAAUAUCGUCGUUUAGUAUUAAUAUCGUCGUCAUAUAUUAUAUAUAAACUAGUUAUUUUGAUACUAAUUAGUAUUAAUAUCAUUGUAUAAUUAGAAUGUAUAUUUUUUACUGGGUUAUAUUAAAGG